Molecule: messenger RNA, 5109 nt
Organism: Mauremys reevesii (Reeves's turtle)
Lineage: Eukaryota; Metazoa; Chordata; Testudines; Geoemydidae
Gene: GLIS2
Product: GLIS family zinc finger 2
Exons: 7
Coding region: 702-2288 (528 amino acids)
Biological process (GO): regulation of transcription by RNA polymerase II; smoothened signaling pathway
Cellular component (GO): nucleus
Molecular function (GO): DNA-binding transcription factor activity, RNA polymerase II-specific; RNA polymerase II cis-regulatory region sequence-specific DNA binding
Source: RefSeq, a predicted model, not a curated record
CCACAGCCCCCUCCAUCCAUCCACCCACCCACCAUCCCUUCCUCCCUCCCCUCUCUUCCCCUGAAACAGGCGAUCACCUCUGAUCCGCAGCCUUUUCCUUUCAAACCACUCACUCCCGCCCCCCCCCCAAAAAAAAAGCCGGAGGAGGAGAAGAGACGCUUCCAUCUCCCCGCAGCCCCUGCUCGCUUUGCGCCGCAAGCCCCCUCCCCACCCUGCCGCCUGGAAGCAGAGACCAGCCCCUCCACCCUCCUUCCCCAGGACUGAGAGACACAAAUCCAGCGCUAGAGGCAACGGCAAACAUCCCUGAUCUCCGGAGCUGCAGAUGUGGCGGAGCAGCCGACGGCCCAGGCGCUGGGGGUGUUCCAGGGAAAGCAGCUCUUUCUUCUUCCAGGCGAGGUCCGCAUCUGCUUCGGCUCCCGGGGCCCCGUGGAAACCUGUCCUCCCUGCUUCACCCAUUUGCAGUCUGCUGUGAACAUUCCGGUACGAUCGUCCGACACCCCUCUCCAUCUCAACCCCCGCAGCAGGCAAGAGACACACAAAGCGGCGAGGAGCAGAGGUUUGGGUCGUCGGUCCCCCCUCCCCCUGGUAGAAAAGGUUGCCUGGGCACCCUGCCUCUGCCCCUGGGCUGCAGGGGGAGCAGGCCCCAGAGGACGCCAUCUGCUCCCUGCCAGAGGACACUGUUGGUGGCCACACCGGGCACCAUGCACUCCCUGGACGAGCCCCUCGACCUCAAGAUCAGCAUCUCCAAGCUGCGGGCGGCGCGGGAGAAGCGGACGCUGGGCAGCACCAAGCACCGGGCCUUGCACCGCGAGCUCAAGAGCCAGGAUGAUGGUGCCAUGGCGAUGGGCCCCGGCUCGCCUGGCUCCCCGCUGGCCGGUCCCCUGCUGCCCUCCAAGUACCAUGACAAACGGGACGCUCGCUUCUCCUCGAUGCCCCUGCUGGACCUCAGCCUGUCACCCCCGUCCGGCCCGGACUCCCCUGGCGGCAGCACCUCGCUGUCCCCUGAGCGGCAGGGCAGCGGGGACCUGCCCAUGGCCCCCACCCCCCAUGAUUUCCCGUCCCUGCGCUACAUCGACGGCCUCCCGAGCUCCUUCCAGUUCUUCCUGCCCCUGGGCUCAGGCGGUGCCCUGCACCUGCCGGCCUCGGCCUUCCUCACCCCCGCCAAGGAGAAGCGCCUCUCCCCAGAGCUGCCCCUGCCGCAGCAGCUGGUGUGUCGCUGGGCCAAGUGUAACCAGCUCUUCGACCUGCUCCAAGAUCUGGUGGAUCACGUCAACGACUUCCACGUCAAGCCAGAGAAGGACGCGGGUUACUGCUGCCACUGGGAGGGCUGCGCGCGCCAUGGCCGGGGCUUCAAUGCCAGGUACAAGAUGCUGAUCCACAUUCGCACUCACACCAACGAGAAGCCUCAUCGCUGCCCAACCUGCAACAAGAGCUUCUCCAGGCUGGAAAACCUUAAAAUCCACAACCGCUCGCACACAGGCGAGAAACCCUACAUGUGCCCCUACGAGGGCUGCAGCAAGCGCUACUCCAACUCCAGCGACCGCUUCAAGCACACACGCACCCACUACGUGGACAAGCCCUACUACUGCAAGAUGCCCGGCUGCCACAAGCGCUACACGGACCCCAGCUCACUGCGCAAGCACAUCAAGGCCCAUGGCCACUUUGUGUCCCACGAGCAGCAGGAGCUGCUCAAACUCCAGCAGCCUCCCAAGACCCCCGUCACCUCGGCGGAAGUGCCUUACGUCAACGGGGCGCAGCUCAUCAUCCCCAACCCGGCCGCCCUCUUUGGUGGGCACGCGCUGUCCGGCCUGGGCGCCUCUCUGCCCAUCCCCCUGACCCCGGGGCCGCUGGACCUCAGCACCCUGGCCUGUGGCGCCAUGGGCUCUGCCGCGCUGCCGGGGCUGCCCAGCCCCGUGCUGUCCCUCAAUGGGGCGCCACUCAACUUGGCCAAGAGCCCCUUGCUGGCGUCUCCCUUCGGGGCCGGCGGGCUGGGGCUGCCAGUGGUGUCCCUGCUUGCUGGCAAGACGGAUGUGGAGAAGUGCCAGGUGGGUGACACCAGGGUGGCCAAAGCAGGCAAAGCUCAGGGGCUCGAGAGCCGCAAAGACUCGUGUGACAGGACUGAGCGGGCCCGGCUCAGGCACGCUCCGGAGAGCCUGCCGCUGUUGCCCGGCACAGUGCUGGACCUGUCCACCGGCGUGAGCUCUAUGGGCAGCCCCGAGGCCCUGCCGCCCGGCUGGGUGGUGAUCCCCCCGGGCUCCGUCUUGCUGAAGCCGGCCGUGGUGAACUGAAUGAACGAAGCCCAGAUGCAAGACAAGGCACCACCUUGGCCCAAGUCUUGACGGGUGAAUCUGCCAGCGGGGUGGGGGGGAGCCGGACCUCCCGCCCCUUCCCCUGUGACUGCCGCUUGGGUCUCGCUUGGACCCUUCACGAAAGAUGAGUUUGACUCUUCUGAGAAUAGCAAUAAUCCCCAUCCCAGCCCCGCGGCUGGCCCGCACCACCAGCCCAGCACAGGCUGCUCCAGAGGCCUCUUCGUGGGACCCCCUGAGACAGCUAACUGCCCCCUCCCUGAGUCAGCCGCACCCUGGCGCCUCCUGCUGGCUCUCCAGGGUGCCAACACUGGCGCAGGACACAGCAGGAGCAGGAUCAUGGCUCUGGCAGACACCAGGGUCGGUUGUGGCAGCAGAGCGGGCGCCGGAGAGGGAUGAUUGCGGAGGGACCAGAGCCAGGCUGUGGCUCUGGGAGCAAUGGAGUGUGGAGCUGGAUCGGGGCCCUAGGGCCAGCCUGGUGUGCCAUCACCCUGUCUCUCCCUGGGGGCUGCCUGCCCCAGGCCUAAGGCAGUGAGAGGCGCCGCUAUUUUAUUUAUCUCACCCAACACCCCGCUCUGACAGGUCCCGCGUCGGGCCCUAGUCCCUGGUGCUGACCAGGUGCCCCCUGCCUGAGGCCUGAGCCAUGCAGCCACCUGCAUUGAGGUCCCACCCCCCAGCCCCGUGUCCACCCCCCAGUCAGUGCCAGGUGCUCAUGUCCUAGCGCCCUCUGCUGGCUGUGUGAAGCCCAGUAGCUGGGUGGGUGUGAGCGAGCCCAGGGGAAGGGCCCAUUGACCCUCCCUAGCCUGCGGCUCCUGGGUGUGGUGGCCCCUGGCCCCUGCAGCAGAGCUGCCCCCUUGGCACUGGCCACACCCUCUGGCCAUCACACAUGGCCUGGCAGGGAGGACGGUGCCAGCAGAACCCACAAACACAGGCAUGUUCACCCCCCCCCCCCUCGAGCCCCAUGACGCAGGCAGCCCUGGGCACCUUCUUCUCUGGCUCAGGGUAAGCCCCCCACCCUAGGAUUGGCACUGCCAUGGCGUUGGGCUGGGGGGCUCCCUCCACUCCAGCUCCGGUUCCUGUUCUCAUUUCCAGGAGCUCCCACGUGAGGGGCUCUAGCACCUUGCUCGCCCCAACACCUGCCACUGGCCCUCUCCCAUCACCCACCUCCCUGUGCCUGCGCUAGCCCAGCCUGCAGCCCAGCCAGCACCCUGGGAGCCAAGCGGCGUUUUCCUGCCAUGUGGCGCUGACCUGGGAGCAGCCAGCUCAGCCAUGUGGGACCACCAGGAGCCACCAAAGCAGGGGUGUUCCUGUUGUCACCCCCCAGCUGACGGAGCUCCCACCAGCCACCAGGCGCCCUGCCAGUCUGACCCCCUCUCCCCUCCAGAUCAGAUCAGUCGGGCCCCGAUUGCACCCAGCUGGCUCUGGGCCCGUGCGCCAGCGGAGAAGGCAGAGCUAUUCACCCGCAGCUGGGCUUGCCCGCCGGAGAUGCCAGCGAGACAGGACCAUGAUGAACUUCUGGACUGCAGCCCCAUCGCCCUUCAGCUCUGAGUUGACUGGACUGAGACAGACAGACGGCCCCCCCAGUCCCAUGGGGAGCCCUGUCCCCAGAUCCCCUCCCCCCCCCCGACAACGCAUACUGGCUGAGUAUGCCGCUCGCCGGCUCCCGUGCCCCUUCCCCAAUGAUGGGGGAGGGUGGGGGCAUGAUCGCCUUCAGCUCUGUUAGAACCUUAGCAUGUAACGCAAGUGUGUGUGGCUGGCCGGCGCCACAGGGUGGGAGCCCCCCUGCCCGCCUUCCUGGCUGUGAACCCUGGUGCUAGUGUCCUGGCCAGCCCAGCUGGGAGGCGGGUGCCAGGGGCAGUACUUCAGUUAACACCCUGAGUGGGCAGAUUGCUGCAGCCCCGCCCUGCAGGGAGCCCUUGGGCCACCACCCACAACCUGGCACUGCACCUGCCAAGCCCCCAUUCUGGCCAGCUGCCAAGGUGAGCCUCAUCAGGCCUGGGACUGAGCCCCCACCCCACUGUUCCUCCCCCCCACCCCUGGCAAGGCCUGCUGCUGAUGCUCCCCAAACUGGUUUGCCUCCACCCUUUGGCCAGAUCCCCCCACAGACCCAUCUCCUCAUGACUGGCUCAGCAGCUGCAACCUUCUCCAGCCUCGCCCCAGCCUGACUGCCCGGAGCCCUGGCUAGCCCUGCCCUGGCACAUGGUGCCAGGCUGCCUGUGGGCACAUGGCCUGGGCAGGCUGGUGCCCUGAGAACUCCCCUGGGCCUGUCCUCAGCCAGGGGCUGCAGCAUAUGCAGGUAGGAGGGACCCCAUUAGCCCUGUCCCCCCCCCCACAGAGUAAUGCCCAUGGGCUGGGUGCAGCCAGCUGCCCCACAUUCUUCUCUGGCUCCAUCGAUGGGCCUAGCUGUGCCCCCCGCUGUCCCUGCCCCAGGGGGGUGGGUUGGAGACACCCCAGCCAGCCCUGUGGGCAGCCUGGUGAGCAGCAGGCCCAGUGCCAGGCUCAGACCAAGCAGCAUUGGGUGACAGCUGGAUGCCCCUGGGGCACCCGGUCCGGGGGAGGAGCAGCAGGAGGCAGAGCCUGGUCCAUCACAGCACUGUGGUUAUGGGUGCCAGCUGCUGGGGAGCAUGAGCUUCCCCCCCCACCAUAUGCACCCCGCUGGUUAGAAAGCUAAUUACACACACAGCAUAGGGCCACUCUCACUGCCCACAGUGCAGCCUGGGGGGGAGGGCUCUGCUACUCCACAGCACUGGGGGCUGAUGUGUCUGCUCCUCCCAGCCCCGGGGCAUCACAGCCCUUGCUCAGC